Molecule: messenger RNA, 1476 nt
Organism: Bufo bufo (common toad)
Lineage: Eukaryota; Metazoa; Chordata; Amphibia; Anura; Bufonidae
Gene: NPTXR
Product: neuronal pentraxin receptor
Exons: 5
Coding region: 37-1476 (479 amino acids)
Source: RefSeq, a predicted model, not a curated record
ACCCUGAAGUUUUUGGCUGUAUUACUGGUGGCAGGAAUGCUUGCAUUCCUUGGUGCCAUCAUAUGCAUUAUAGCCAGUGUCCACCCAGCCACCAAGGGACCUGUCCUUGGUGCUGAAAAUGAGUCUGCUCCAGCUGCUCCCAUAGAGAAGAGCCUAGGAGCUCUCCAUGGUGUUAAGACAUUGUAUGGAUCAAAGGAUGCAUUUCUUGAGCUCUCCGGAUCCAAGUCCCAGGGUGGCCCAAGCUUCAGCAGGCUCCUGUGUACACCUCUGGCCAUGGAGUGCCCCUCUGAUGUGCAGAGAGACUCCCCACAGCCUGCAGGGGAAGAGGUGCUUUCCUUGCAGAACACAGCAGAACAGCUGAGGCAGACGGUGCUGCAGCAGAAAAAGCAGAUCCUGACUGAUCAAGAGGCAAUCAGAGAGCUCACAGGGAAGCUAAAUCGUUGUGAGAAUGGGCUGGAUAAGGGCUACCAGGAGGGAGCUGAUGGCUGGGGGCACAAGGAAGGAGCCAUGGGAGACCUGCCUCUGGAUUCCCCCCAAGCAGUACAGGAACUGGAAGAGGCAGUCAGGACACUGAAAGAUCGUAUUGAAAAGAUUGAGUUGGAAAUUCAGCAGCGAAUGAACAAUAUGACCACUCCAACAUCCACUUCUCCUUCACCUCUCCAUGGACGAGACUCCUUACAGUCUAAGCUACUUGAGCUAGAGGCUCAACUUUUGGCUAAACUAUUAGAGCUGGAAAAGGAGCAGACAACAGCUUCAGGGGAGAGAGACAAGCAGGACAUAGAGAAGGAGCUGAGCAUCUUACAAAACCGCAUUGCAGAGUUGGAACAAGGUCACCCUGGAUACCACCCUGAGAACUUCAAGCUUAGUUUUUCAGUUCGUACUAACUACAUGUAUGGACGGAUGAAGAAGACUUUACCAGAGCUCUAUGCCUUCACCAUGUGUUUGUGGCUGAAAUCUAAAACAACUUCAGGAUCUGGGACUCCUUUCUCUUAUUCUGUCAAUGGUCAACCAAAUGAGAUUGUCCUUCUUGAGUGGGGUCAUAAUCCAAUGGAACUUCUCAUCAAUGAUAAGGUUACUCAACUGCCAGUCAGCCUUAAAGAUGGAAAGUGGCACCAUAUAUGUGUGGCCUGGACCACAAGGGAUGGAAUGUGGACAGUCUUCCAGGAUGGAAAAAAGAAAGGAUCAAAAGACAACCUAUCUGCUUGGCACCCAAUCAAGCCCAAUGGUGUCAUCAUCUUUGGUCAGGAACAAGAUGCUGUAGGUGGACGUUUUGAUGCAACCCAGGCAUUUGUGGGAGAGUUGGCACAGUUCAAUAUGUGGGAUCGUGUUCUGACUGUCAGUGAAAUAGAGGGAAUUGCCAACUGCACAAUGCCUUUGUCCGGUAACCUAAUCCAGUGGGAUGACCGUCAGGUUGAUGUUUUCGGUGGAACAACAAAGAGCCCAUUUGAGAGCUGUGAAGAACGUUUGGGUCACUAA